This is a messenger RNA of Trichobilharzia regenti, 2022 nucleotides long. Lineage: Eukaryota; Metazoa; Platyhelminthes; Trematoda; Strigeidida; Schistosomatidae. The record is from the annotation of a GenBank genome assembly.
AUGUCUCAUGAAUACUUUGUCGUUUUGGUGAGACUUUUGGAAGACGAAAAAAUAGAAGAGUUCCGCGUACCUGAGGAUGCAUCCGGAAAGUGGCUUUUUGAAGAAAUUUGUCGUCACCAGGGGGUUAUGCAAGAGCGUGAAUAUUUUGGUCUACGUUACCUAGAACAUGAAAUGCUUUCACCACCAACAAAGCACUGGAUCAAUCUGACAAGAAAUUUACUAUCACAACUUAAGCACACAUAUCCUCGUCAAGUUAGCUUUCGCAUUAAACACUAUCCAGCAGAUCCUAUGGUUGACCUGAGGUUACCAAAAUCUCACUACCUCCUCUAUCAUCAGUUGCGUCGUGAUUUGAUAAGCGGGAGGUUAGUUGCUUCAACUGAUGUUUUAAUUCGCCUUGCAGCUCUUGUGGUUCAAGUGGAACUUGGAGAUAGUUCAGUACAGGAUCAACCUGUGGUGUCUAUCAAAAAUGAAGGUGAACGUAACUAUUUGCAUGAAUUUCGUGUAUUACACAAUCAAACUGAACGUCUUGAAUUGUGUAUUAUAAAGGAGCAUGAGAAAUUAGAGAAUCUUUUGCCUUCUGAAGCGGCUAGCGAGCUAAUACACCUUGCCAGCAGUUUGGAGACAUAUGGCAUUGAUCCGAUUCGUGUUAAGACUAAAGCAUAUGGUUCACGACAUAUUCAUUUGGGCCUUACACAUCAAGGUGUUGCUGAAUUCAUUAGUAAUCGACGUCAGAAAUUGUAUCCAUGGUCGGCUAUUUCUUGGAUGACAUGCAAUGGCAGGGAUUUCGUCUUAGCAACUUCACAUCAACAUUCGGGACGUAAGAAAAAGACUACAACAACUAUUCAUUAUAAAUGUGAUAAUAAGUCUGUUGCACAAGCUUUAUGGGAAUGGGCAUCUGAUCGACAAUUGUUUUUCACUCUAGAUAAGUCUUCAUCUGUUAAGCCUAUUAAAUCGAAACGGGCACUAUUUCAACGAACCAGAACUUUUACAUUCUCCGGUCGAUGUCGUCGUGAAGUUAUUGGCAGACCUCUGUUAACUACUAGUCUACCCACAGAUAUAAGUACAAUGUCUGUUACUGAUGAAAAUCUCUCCUUAAAUCAUCCUACUACAAAUAAUCCAUACAGUUUAAGCAUGGUUGCCUUAUCAAAUGAUACAGGUCGUAGUAUGAAUGCAAUCAAUGAAAAUGGACACGAGGAUGGUGAAUCAACACAAACUGCACCAGCUACAUCUUUGAGUUUGUUAGCACCUCUUGGGCAUUCUCAAGUUCCAGCAUUUUCAGAACCAUCAGUUACGCGUAAUGUAGCUUCAAGUUCAGCUACUGGAAGUAUAGAAAAUCAAGAUGUUUCACAGAAUCAAUCAAAUCUUUCAGGCAAUGUUGUUGUUGUUAAUGCAAAUCAAUUAGCUCCUCUUUUCACUAAUAUACCAAAACGUCGUUUCAGUACCGAAGCUAGAAGAAGACAACGAAGGUUAUUGAAAAAACAAGCCAAAUAUGGACUAUGUCAACAUGAACAUUCUGAUAUUUUUGAUACUGAUGAUGAAUGCGAUGGUGAUGAUACAUCAUCGGAAGCUGCAGUUGAAGCUUUACAUUCUGCUGCUCAAGCUGGAGAAGCUUGGUUAGCCAAUGAAACAGCUAGUCAAACACAAAAAUCACCGGCUAAAUCAUGGUUCAGUUAUCUACGUCCAUCAAGUGGUGAGAAGAAAACUCGACAAAGUCGCUCUAUUCAAAAUAAAGACAUCCGUCAUGCUAAUCAUUCGCCACGUCUCAAUCCAAUAAUUGACAGUCCUACUUCAGACAUAGGUUCUCAAAGAGAUGCUGGAGAGGCUGUGUCUGUAUGGCGUUUUGCUGCUGUGUCAGCAGGUUUCAUAACAUUUGCAUCACUUUUCGGUUUAGCUCUUAUACUCGAGGCUGAAGUCCACUCACCCAUCAUGUCAAGUAUACGUGGUCAUCCAUGGUUAUUGGAUUUUGAUUCACGGUUUUACAGACCUAUGCGAACUGCUCUUCUUGGUUUCUGGCGUCGUUAA